CUUUGUCAUAGCCAAACCUCUUUUUUUUUCUUCUAAUGCGUAACGUGCAGGUCUGGCCAUAAUUGGGUCAGAGGAGUUAAAGCAAACCACGGUUACUUUGUUUCUCACUUUGGCUCUUUUCAUGACAUGUUUGCUGUGUAGAGCUCUUGCAGUGUAAGCGGCUGAGAGAAAUACUGAUCAGUUUUCUGAGGCUGGAAAGGGGCUCUUGGGGGCGGGAGUUUGAUUAUGGAGAGCAUGCCGAGGGAAUUUCUCAAAGGAAGCAGCGUGGACGUGCCCGGGCAAGAAAAAGGUCUCAUGAAGAAGACUCAGUUGCUCGACCGCGGCCAGUGGGCGAGCAAGUUGGAGUUUUUACUGGCUGUAGCAGGAACAUUGGUUGGCCUGGGAAACCUUUGGAGGUUUCCCUACUUGUGCUACAAAAAUGGGGGAGGUGCAUUUCUGAUUCCCUACGUCCUGUUUCUGCUUGCUUGUGGCAUCCCAAUGUUCCUCCUGGAAACAGCCAUGGGACAGUUCACAUCUCAGGGAUGUAUUACCUGCUGGAGGCACUUCUGCCCCUUGUUUGAAGGUAUUGGAUAUGCAACCCAGGUAGUGAUUGCAUAUGCUGCUGUUUCAUACAUUGUGAUCCAGGCAUGGGCUUUCUUCUACCUCUUUUCAUCCUUCAGUGCUGAGAUUCCAUGGGCUAGCUGCAGGAAUUCCUGGAAUACAGAGUCUUGUUUUGAAUUUGAUAAAGCAAAUGCGUCAUCCAACUGGACAGCAGCUGCAAACGCAACAACACCGGCAACAACACCAGCAACAGAAUUCUGGGAGAGAAGAGUACUGGGUAUAUCUCAAGGGAUUGAGGAGAUUGGUAGCCUGAGGUGGGAUUUGGCCUUGUGUCUCUUACUGGCAUGGAUCAUUUGUUACUUCUGUGUUUGGAAAGGAGUGAAGUCCACUGGAAAGGUAGUUUACUUUACGGCCACUUUUCCCUACGUGAUGUUAGUGGUUCUGUUAGCUCGUGGACUCACUUUACCAGGAGCCAUAAACGGCUUAGCUUUUUACCUGUAUCCUGACCCCACAAGGUUGGUGGACCCUCAAGUUUGGAUGGACGCGGGUGCACAAGUUCUUUUCUCCUUUGGGAUUUGUCAGGGGAGUUUGACGGCUCUGGGCAGUUACAAUAAGUAUAACAAUGAUUGUUACAAAGACACAUUUGUUCUGUGUUUGGUUAACGGAGGAUCCAGUUUUGUUGCAGGGUUUGCAAUAUUUUCUGUUCUGGGAUUUAUGUCCUACGAACAAGGACUGCCAAUAUCAGAAGUGGCAGCUUCUGGACCUGGCUUGGCAUUUAUUGCCUAUCCGCGCGCGGUAGCCAUGAUGCCUUUACCUCAAUUAUGGGCUAUAUGUUUCUUCAUCAUGGUCAUCUUGUUGGGGGCAGAUACACAGUUUGUGAGUUUGGAGUGUUUGAUGACCUCAGUGACGGAUAUGUUCCCCAAUGUGUUUCGAAGAGCUUAUCGUCGAGAAUUGCUGCUGCUCUGUAUCUGCUCUGUUUGCUUUUUUCUCGGCCUCCUCCUUGUCACCGAGGGCGGCUUGUAUUUCCUUCAACUCUUUGAUCAUUAUGUGUGUAGUGGAAACAAUCUUCUCCUUCUUUCUGUGUGUCAGUCGAUAGCGAUUGGAUGGAUAUAUGGUGCUGAUCGUCUUUAUGACAACAUUGAAGACAUGAUAGGUUAUCGUCCCUGGCCUCUAAUGAAGCAUUGUUGGCUUUACGUUACCCCUGCUGUGUGUCUAGGUACUUUUGUCUUUUCAAUUGUGAAAUAUAAGCCUCUCAAGUUCAACAAAACCUACGUCUAUCCGACCUGGGCGUACGCUUUGGGCUGGUUUCUUGGACUGUUCUGUGUUCUUCUGGUUCCUCUGUGGAUCAUCUUUAAAGUUACUACAAUGAAAGGGACAAUUUGUCAGAACCUCAGGCAGCUGUGCGUCCCGCAGAGCUUGACGCACAGAAAAGCAAAGCAGCCCGAGCAGUGCCCUUUAAACCCAGACAUUACUCUUACUCCUGUUGCCAACAAGGGAAGAGGUGGAGCUGAGAUGGAGAUGCAAGUCUGAAAACCAUAACAUUUUUACAAAUUUGUCAGAUGUGAUGUUUUUAUUUUAGUUUAAACUCAAGGUUUUGUAAAGGAAAUACUGAUAAGAUCAUUAAUUCCGAAGACUUCUAGCAGGUUUCAGAGGCAGGUCGAGUUUUGAGAGACCGUGUAGACUAGUGACUAGCGAGGUAACUUUAUUCCCCGCUACAUUUUUUGUCUUGCUAGCAGCAAACAGUUUCAAAUCAUUCCAGUGUUUGGUUGGCUCUUAUUUAGCACCACAAUCCUCAAACAAAAGCACUUGAGCCUUGUAGGUGACUUUCACAUUAGAUUGCCACAAACACUGCCACAAUUUCAGCUGAUUGAUAGAAUUCAUAAUUGUAACUGUGUUGAGAUGUACUUUUAAUAAUGUGGCAAUAAUACUGAUAAGCCUAUUAAUGUAGGCAGCUGGAAAAAAAAAGUUUUCUAAAUUUUCUAUGCUGAAUCUGUCUUACAUUGCCUGGUCAAAAAAAGAAAAAAAAGCAACCACCCGUAUUUAAAUAAGCAAGCUGGUAAGAGGAUGAUGGUGAACCAUCAUCUUGGGAAAAAGGAUGAAAUUUUUUCAUCUUGGGGAAAAAAAGUUUUAUGAAGCUAACAGCAUUUCCACAUUGUUAAGACAGUACAAGUUGUGUAGCUUUAGGAAAACUACUUAUCAGUGGUCAGCUGACUACCGCUGAUGUACUGAAUUGCCAUCAAUGUUUUUUUCUUUCUUUCAUGAUUCUGAGAAGACAAAUCGAGGAUUCAGCAACUCUGAAAGAUUAGAUUAGAUGAAACUUUAUUAAUCCCUCGGGUGGUUUCCUCUGGGAAAUUCAGUUUCCAGUAGCGCAGCACCGACAGCAGUUGCAUGUUACAGAAACAAUAAAGGGGAAUGAGAGUAAGGAUAUAAGCAUAAAUAUACCAUAUAUACACAUAUAUAAAUACAGAAUAUAUAAUAUGGAUAAAUAGGAAUACCAGUGGAUUGCACAUUUGAGUGAGUAUAUUGCACAGUGAUUAUUGCACAGUCAAAUAUAAGAAAAAAAUAUUGCAAAUAUUGCACAGAGUUGUUUGUGGAACAGGAGACAACAUUUUCACACAUGAAUCAGCUGACACAAUACAAGAUCUUAGUGAAAAAUUUGUGCAAUUCUUGCCUAAGAUUAUGAAACGAUACCAUGGGAAUUUGCGUUGUCAUCAAAACUUGAAGUAAUUCUAAUAAAACAUUUGAGUCUGCUACUUGUUUUUUUGA
Molecule: messenger RNA, 3306 nt
Organism: Neolamprologus brichardi
Lineage: Eukaryota; Metazoa; Chordata; Actinopteri; Cichliformes; Cichlidae
Product: sodium- and chloride-dependent GABA transporter 2-like
Biological process (GO): sodium ion transmembrane transport; amino acid transport; nitrogen compound transport
Cellular component (GO): cell projection; plasma membrane
Molecular function (GO): gamma-aminobutyric acid:sodium:chloride symporter activity
Source: RefSeq, a predicted model, not a curated record